AUGGUCCAUCUCCUGAAAAGGGUUCAUGGAACCAUGACGAGUUGGUUGAAAGCUCUCAUGUUUGUGAGUAUCUUCCUCUAUACCACGGGAAGAGGAAUUCAAUGGAUUCGGGAUGUGUUGGUUCCCUACCUGAUGAGAAUAAGUACUUGUUCGUAUCGUGAUCAUCAUCAUCAACGGCAGGCAUCUUUCUUAUCAUCCUCCUCCUCAUCAUCAUCACAUGAAGGUAAUCAAUCAUCAUCUUCCUCCUCCUCCUCCGAGUAUAACCACAACAACAGCAAUACGUAUGAUCAUGGUCAGCACACCACACAACAGAAAGAGGUGAACGUGGAAACACCUUCCGAGUUGUUGUCUUCUAAAGUUAUUGAAUAUUUCCAACUUGAAAUACCUGUUCCCUACAUCAACCUCAAGAGCCUCUUUUCCAAUGACAAUGUCUUGCCAUCGAAUGACCCCUUCAUCAUGAAUCAAUUCACUUCCGAUUUUCUCAAUAAUAUUGCAAAACGAAUGGAUUUUCUACACAAGAAUUAUGUAAGAUAUUUGAACAAGUUGGCAUCAAGUAAUGAUGAUGAUGAUGGUAUGAAUGCAUCCAAUCAACAAGAAGAUUUAUCAUCCUCUAACACAUCAACAUUGCCAACUGCAACACCCACCAUGGAUAGAAACAACACUCAAAGAACAUCCUUACAAAAGAGAAUGUAUCCUAUUGUAUUUCGGAACAAGUUCAGUCUUGCAAAGGAUUUACUGUUAAGAGAUCUUCAUGACUCGAUUGAAAAGUGUCAACUCAAAACAGAGAUGUAUCGUCAGCAAGUGAAGGCCAUUUCGAGAUUUAUCCCUCCAUCAUUUUUUCUUAACGACCCAUCAUUUGCUCCCUAUUAUUGGGUACUGACAGAUGUUGACUACAAACUGAUGCCACCAUUCCUUCGUAAUUAUGUUCUCUAUUCAUCAUCGUUGGUGGCAUCAAUGUAUGGUGGGCCAUUUUACUCUCCCUUCAUGGGCUUUGAUGAGAGUGGAGUGAUGCCACUCGGUUCACAACAACAGACCAGCAUGAUGACGAGUAGUAGUAUUACCAGCAUCAGCAACAAUAGACAUGGAGAGACAUCUAUUCCUUCCUACAUUCGGGAUAGGAUUAGAUACGAGUGGGAAUUGUUUAUUCGACAAAAUAAGAGCAUACUGCAUCGAUUUGACUUUUUAUACAACGCAUUCUUGAGUAGAAAUGGUUUGUGUGUGACAAAUAAGGACGAUGAAUCCAGGUAUCGAAAGGAGUUUACAGAACAAUGUUUCAAAUUACUCAAAAGUAGACGUAAAGUAGCACUGAGAAAGAUAAAAACAAUCCGAUUGAAACAAAUAAGGCCGAGUGAGCGUGAAAAGAGUCAACUGAGAACACAAUACACCAAGUUAAAACAAUUGGAACUGCUUCCAUGA
Messenger RNA from Naegleria fowleri, 1416 nucleotides. RefSeq lists its product as uncharacterized. The transcript has a single exon. The record is from RefSeq and is a predicted model, not a curated record. NCBI's taxonomy places the organism in Eukaryota, Heterolobosea, Eutetramitea, Acrasida, Naegleriidae. The coding region runs from base 1 to 1416 and encodes 471 amino acids.